GCCCCGCCCCUUUCCCCGCCCCCAAUCGAUGUCUCGGCGGUCGGAGCGCCGAGCCGGUCGAUGGGGCAGCUGAGCGCGCGCUGCCCCGGUCGCUUCCCGCUUCCAGCGCGGAGCCCGGCCUCUCCCUCCAGGUGCGGAGCCGCCCCUUCCGCGGCCAGAGACGAUGCCGCCGAAAUUCAAGCGGCACCUGAACGACGACGAGGUGACGGGCUCGGUGAAGAGCGAGCGGAGGAACCUCUUGGAGGAAGAUUCAGAUGAAGAGGAAGACUUUUUCUUGAGAGGGCCUUCUGGACCAAGAUUUGGACCCAGGAAUGACAAGAUCAGGCAUGUCCAGAACCAGGUGGAUGAAGUCAUCGAUGUAAUGCAGGAGAACAUCACGAAGGUGAUUGAAAGAGGCGAGCGGCUGGAUGACCUGCAGGAUAAAUCAGAAAGUUUAUCAGACAACGCAACAGCUUUUAGCAACAGAGCCAAGCAGCUUCGGAGACAGAUGUGGUGGCGAGGCUGCAAGAUGAAGGCAAUCAUAGCACUGGUGGCAGUCAUUAUCCUGCUCGUGGUCAUCGUACCUAUAGUCCUGAAGUACCAUACCUGACGGGGCAGCUGGAGGCUUCGGUGGAGCUUGCUCUGGGAUAACUUAACUGCUGUGUAAUUUAAGUGAGAUAUCUGUAUAUAGCUUUGAAGUUGUUUUUCUCCGAGAAGUGAGGAGGCGGCGGCAAGUAGCCAGUUCUAACGGAGCAUUUUAAGAACUGCCAAAUGACCCUUUUUUUUUUUUUUUCGGUUGAGUACCUGUUCCUGCUGUCAGACUCUUUUUAUAACAGUGGAUUCAGUUCCCAAACUGCCUGUUUUGUGUGGAAUUCCGGGUCUCUUGUUUGGAGCUGGCUACUUGUCACAACAGUUUAUCUGUAUAUAUGGUUGAGUUGCAAUAUUAAUACCCUUUUAAUAUUCCCCGCUGCCCACUGUGGAAGGCGGAGGGGACUCUGUCCUUUCAUCAAAGCGAAGGAGGGGAAAAAUGUCUGAAGAGGAAAAUACCACUAUAUUCCAGGGAACUGGAAUUGACCUUCCGUGGAGAACUGCAAAGGUGGUUCUGUUGUUCAA
This is a messenger RNA of Cuculus canorus (common cuckoo), 1092 nucleotides long. RefSeq names its product vesicle associated membrane protein 4 (gene VAMP4). The record is from RefSeq and is a predicted model, not a curated record. Gene Ontology annotation, biological process: vesicle-mediated transport; Golgi ribbon formation. The coding region runs from base 164 to 589 and encodes 141 amino acids. NCBI's taxonomy places the organism in Eukaryota, Metazoa, Chordata, Aves, Cuculiformes, Cuculidae. The transcript is spliced from 8 exons. Gene Ontology annotation, cellular component: membrane.